GUGGCUACCAGCAGCCGGUGGCGACAUCUGGUGGAUACCAACAACCGACGGCGGCGACAUCUGGUGGAUACCAACAACCGAUGGCGGCGACAUCUGGUGGUUACCAGCAACCAGUGGCGACAUCUGGUGGCUACCAACAACCAACGACAGCGACAUCUGGCGGUUACCAACAACAGAUGGCGGCGACAUCUGGUGGCUACCUGUACGCGUCGCAGAGUUACGGCUACGCGACGGGACAGGCGGCGGCGGCGGCGGCAACGCGGCAGGGCGGGAAUACAGUGCAGUACGGUACGCCGCAGCAGCCUGGAAACAACGCACAGUACGGGGUCACACAAGCAGCAGUAAGCAGUGGUCAGUACGGGGCCACACAGGCAGCAGUAAGCAGUGGUCAGUAUGGGGCCACACAGGCAGCAGUAAGCAACACACAGUACGGAACCACACAGGCAGUAAGCAGUGGUCAGUAUGGGACCACACAACAACCGGCAAGCAUUACCCAGUUUGGUCAGUAUGGUGCCACGCAACCGACCGUGAGCGGUGGGCAAUACGUGGCCACGCAACCGGCCGUAAACAGUGGUCAGUACACAUCCACACAACAGCCUUGGAUGCAGAACGGAACCGCCACACAGCCUGCCACGAACAAUGCCUAUUUCGCAGCCACACAGCCAAACAGUACCCAAUACGGCGCAGCCAACCCAACCCCACUGACUGUAACUGCUGCGCAAUACGGAACCCAGCCAGGCAGCAACGUCCAGUAUGCGGCCGCGCAAAAUCCAACCGGCAACCCUCCAUACGGAACCGCCCCGCAUCCGAGCAUUCCCGUUGCCGCUUCGAAUGCCGCGACGCACGCACAGUACCACCUCCCGGUCACAACCGAGGCAAAGUACAGCCCUCAGAUGACCGUGUCGACAGCGGGAUCGUACCAGCAGGUGGCGCAGUCGAGCGGCGGCGCGCACGUGCUGUAUCAGGCCUCGGCGACCGGCGGAAGUCGUACGCUGCCGGCGCAGGGACAGGCGACGCGGCAAGACUUCGCGUAUGGUCAGCGGGGUGUGACGGGUCAGAGUGCGACGGGGCAGUACCAAGGCUUCCAUCAGCAGCAGCAGCAGCAGCAGCAGCAACAACAACAACAACAACAACAACAACAACAACAACAACAACAACAACAACAGCAGCAAUACAACACUCAGCCUCUCGCGUCGCAGGGGAUUGCCCAACCAGGGUACCAGCCUCCUCAGGCGUCCACGGAUACGAGCGCGGCUUAUUCCUCCCAGCAGUUUCCUCAGCAGCACCCGACGGUCGCCGCGGCAACCGUGGAUACGGCUGCCUUGACGUCAUUGUCCGGAAAACAAAGCCAGUAUGGAGGUCAAGCCCCUAGCGUGCAGACGUAUUCAUCCGUACAGCGAGGGAACUACACUAGUCAGUGGCAGCAGCAGUACUAUGGCACUCCAUCAGCAGUGGUGAACGGACACUCAGGCAAGGGGCAGUCACCAGUGCCGCAGCUACACGGGAACAUUCCUCAGGUCGUCGAACCCGCCUCCAUCGAAGACGUCGACGGCCCCAACAAUCGUCAGUACGACGCGCGGCCCGCCUGGCAGCUCGGCGGCAGCCCGGUGGUAGGGGGCGCCACCCUGCGCGGCGUCGCCUCCAGCGCCUCGCUCGCCAGCAACAUGUCCGACGCCUCGAUGGCCGUCAACCUCUCGCACGCGCCAAGCCUCGCCUCGCUCACCUCCGAACUCGCCGAACUCCCGCCGCCAGGGGGCGCCGGCGGCAGCGAGUCGCCGUCACUCGCCGUCGGCGUCCCGUCGUCGACGCCGAGUCUCACGUCGCUGACCUCUGACCUCGCCGAGCUGACGACGGGAGGAGGGUCGCCGCACGGGUCGCCCGCUGGGUCCGGGGGAGGGGCCGCGGCGACGGGGGAGGCGGGGGAGGAGCAGGAGAGGAGGAGGGAGAGGGAUCUUCACGAGAGGAUGAAGCGACAGCAGAGUAAGGAUCCGUAUGUCGAGUCGGAGAGCCUGGACAGAUUCGUGGCGGAAGUGGAGCGAUUCGAAAAGACCGUAGAGGGCAUGUGCAAACAUUCGCUGAGCGGGCCGACGCCCCUGGAGCGCGAGUGGAAGGAACUGUCGGACUUCCAGGAUAAAGAAUCGAGAAAGUUCUUGAUGUCGACGGCUAGGUGCUACUUCAUGAAGAAUCGAGAUCCGAACAUCAUGCCGUACGAUCAUAACCGGACGCGGCAGACAAGAUCCAUAGUUCAUUUACAGUUCACCGACUGGCCAUCAACGGGAGUGCCCGGCAGCCCGGCUUCACUGCUGUACUUCAUCACAGAGGUUCAGAAAUACUACAAGCAGCAGAGGAGCCUGUUGAAGCCAGUCGUCGUGCACUGCAUGGCGGGCGCCGGGCGGACGGGCGUGUUCAUAGCGAGCUACGGUGCUGUGCAGGAGGUGCAGGCGGGGGGAGGCGUGGUCGAGCCGGCUCGCAUCGUGAGAAACCUGCGGCUGCAUCGAAAGUUCAUGGUCGAGGACAAGGAGCAGCUGAAGUUCUGCGCAGAGGGACUGUUGUACUACGCGCAGGACAUGCUCAUGAAACGCGGCGCGGCGCGCGCGGGAGGCAUGCAGGUUGGCGCUCCCGCCACCUCCGCGACGGCGGCGUUUACCGAGUGUCCUGGUGUGCAACUGGCGCCCCCUACUGAGCCGGACCCGCCACCGCAGCCGCAGUCGUCCAAUCAGGUCGCGGCGCAAGAACGCGUCGCCGCUGACGACGACGACGACGACGACUGCACGCCGACGCACGUCGAGGUGUCGAAGGUCGCGGGGUCAAAGGUCGCGGAGUCUGCGGCGCCGGCGGCGGACGCGCUUCUCGCGAGCCUGACCAAUCCGAGCAACUUCACGCUGGAGGAGCCGUCGCCACGGAAACACAAGUUCACGCGCGCGGACUUCGAGACCGGCGGCGGCGGGGGCGGGGCCGCCGCCAUGACGGCUCGCGACGCAGACUCCGGAGAUCCCCUCGACCAACUGGAUCCGCUGUGGACGAUAAAACCGAGGAAGUGA
This is a messenger RNA of Priapulus caudatus, 3041 nucleotides long. Its product is annotated as tyrosine-protein phosphatase non-receptor type 23-like. The record is from RefSeq and is a predicted model, not a curated record. NCBI's taxonomy places the organism in Eukaryota, Metazoa, Priapulida, Priapulimorpha, Priapulimorphida, Priapulidae. Gene Ontology annotation, molecular function: protein tyrosine phosphatase activity. Gene Ontology annotation, biological process: protein dephosphorylation.